AUGGUGGACUUCGGGAGAAAUCCGGAAAAAAAUCCAGAAGAGAUGACAUAUUUUAAAAUUUCACAAUCCUAUGCUACAGUUACCGGCAGAGCACCGGGGCAUACUUUAAAAAAGGCUAUUACUGGGGCGUUACACUCCAAUAGAGGGGAUCAGGUCCAUUGUUUGCAAGUGUUAAAGAGACAACAGGAUGUAGUACCAAAUGCAAGAGAAGUGUUGAUUUGGCUCUACAAGAAAACCCUAAAUGAAAUCAAAGCUGUACCUGAAGAUGAGGGUUACAGAAAAGCUGUCGAGUCUUUUACUACAAAUAGAUUAAGAGUAUGUGAAGAAGAAGAAGAUUGGGAACAGAUCGAGAAGAAACUUGCUUGUGGUCAAAUGGAGGAGCUCAUUGAAGAAGCUCAGGAUGAUCUCACUCUCAUUUCUAAGAUGAUUGAGUGGGACCCUUGUGGUGUUCCAGAUGAUUAUGAAUGUGAGGUUAUUGAGAAUGAUGCUCCAGUUCCAAAGCAUGUCCCUCUGCAUCGUCCAGGUCCUCUGCCAGAGGAGUUCUUCAAGACGCUGGAGGCGAUUACUUCUGCCCCAAAGAAAGACAAGCCAGCUAUUGCCGAGUCCACCGCUUCAAAGGAGUAGCCUACUCUCACUUCUACAAACUCGGCUCUGUUUUAAGAGUAUGGGAACAGAUCGAGAUGAAACUUGCUCGUGGUCAAGUUGAGGGACUCAUUGAAGAAGCUCAGGAGGAACUCACUCUCAUUUCUAAUAUGAUUGGUUUGAGAUGAAGAAGAACAUGAUUGGGAACAGGUCGAGAAGAAAUUUGCUUGUGGUCAAGUCGAGGAACUCAUUGAAGAAGCUCAAGAUGAACUCACUCUCAUUUCUAAGAUGAUUGAGUGGGAGCUGUGGGGUGUUUCAAAUGAU
Messenger RNA from Papaver somniferum (opium poppy), 906 nucleotides. RefSeq names its product probable NADH dehydrogenase [ubiquinone] 1 alpha subcomplex subunit 5, mitochondrial. Bases 1 to 624 code for a protein of 207 amino acids. The transcript has 5 exons. Lineage: Eukaryota; Viridiplantae; Streptophyta; Magnoliopsida; Ranunculales; Papaveraceae. Gene Ontology annotation, biological process: respiratory electron transport chain. The record is from RefSeq and is a predicted model, not a curated record.